AUAGGGACACGGAUUUUUCAAAAAUUUAUAUUUAAGUAGAGGUUUUCCUCGAAAAAAAAAACACGGCUAACCCUUUUGUUUGUUUGUUUGUUUGUUUUAUUUACACUUAUCGUUAUUGUUCUCAGGUUUCAUGUACUACAUUUGAUUAUUAGGUCACAACAUCCCCUAUCAUAUCAUAACAUCCCUCACAUCAUUUUCAUCCUUCAAACAUCCACAUUUACCUACCACGUCAUCUCCCAAUCAAAAGUCCAAAUCUCAUUACAAUAAAAACAUGUCCAAGGUUAACGGUCACGACGUCAGUGUUCAAGAAGCAAAUGAUUCAGAUAGCAGUGGUGUCAAUUCCAAUAUUGAAAACAAGGUUAAAGUCGCUUUUGCAGGAUUAGAUAACCGUCUUUACUUUGCAUUAAAAUCAAACACUAAGUUACGAAGAGUUGCUGAAAUCUUUGCGGAGAAUGCUAAGAUCCCUCUUGAUUCAAUUAAGCUGGUUUUGGAUGGUCGAGAGAUUCCUAUAGAUGCUACUCCACAAAGUUGUGGUAUGGUUGAUUCCGAUGUUGUUGAUGUCAGUCAAAGGACUGAUGGUGGUUUUAGUAAUGAUGGGUUUUUUUUGCUUUAGACAAUCUAGAAGUAUUUUCUUUUUCGGCUUGUUUUCCAGAUACCAGAGUUACUUGAGAUAGGAUAUGCUCAUCUAUUGUCACCAUUUGUGGUGGUCAAAUAUAGCUGGUCAGCAUAGGGGGCUUUAAAUGAUUGUAAUCAAUUUCAAGAUAACAAUUCUGGCGUUUAUAACAAGUCGAUAUACUGUACAAUAUGGGCUAGUUUGACCCUGCUGAUUUAAUUUAUUGUUUUUUGAUACAUUGCUUUUUGGAAAUUUUGAAAGUCUUCAUACUCAUACACAUGUACGGGUCAGGAAAUUAUGUAUCUGCUGUAAUAUACCAAUUUUAAGCAAAAAUGGGGUGAAUGUUACACCAUGAUAUUGUCGGACGGAUUCUAAUUUCUGUUCUGGUAAAAUAUUUAGUUUGGCUAUACAACCAAAGGUGCUUGGACGACACACAGUCGAUCAACAACAAAUGUUACUCGAAAUAUCAACAUU
Messenger RNA from Hansenula anomala, 1087 nucleotides. RefSeq names its product sumo domain-containing protein. The record is from RefSeq and is a predicted model, not a curated record. Gene Ontology annotation, molecular function: protein binding. The coding region runs from base 272 to 613 and encodes 113 amino acids. NCBI's taxonomy places the organism in Eukaryota, Fungi, Ascomycota, Saccharomycetes, Phaffomycetales, Wickerhamomycetaceae. The transcript has a single exon.